CUCUGGCAGCUUCCUUGACUCCCAGAGAAGACAUCCACAAGUAAAACAAGAAACGUCUGAGAUGCUUCUAUGCUGUCUGACUGGACCUUUGCAUGUAAUACAUGUUUAUCCGUUCCCUGCCAUGUUGCACGUGCCUUCUCACUCGCUGUUCUGAGCACAUGUUGAGCGAUGAUAAACUUUCUUUCUCUUCCUUACUGUGCUGGGUAAAAGCACCUAGGGAUACUCCAGGGCACUCACAAAAUACAAUUCAGACCAAUAAAGCUAAAUGGGUCCAGUCACUGGAAUGACUCCGGACAGGAAAGCUAAAACGCCAGGAGCAGAAAAAGCUGCCGGACUAAGGCAGGUUCACAGGAUGGGAAGCUUGCCUGAAGCAGGAGAUGCUGGGAGGCCUAAGGCCACGGUGGUGGACAGCGAUUCAACAGAUGACGAACUCACGAAUUUGAACUGGCUGCAUGAAAGUACUAAUCUUCUAACAAACUUCAGCCUUGGAAGCGAGGGUCUUCCAAUUGUUAGCCCUUUGUAUGACAUAGAGGGUGACAGCGUGCCAUCCUUCUCACCAUCCUGCUACCAGAACCCAGAAAAAAAAUCAUCGACUUCCAAACCCCCUUAUUCCUUCAGCCUUCUCAUCUAUAUGGCUAUCGAGCACUCUCCCAACAAGAGCCUCCCAGUCAAAGAAAUCUACAGCUGGAUCCUGGAGCGCUUCCCCUACUUUGCCACAGCACCAACGGGGUGGAAGAACUCUGUCCGACACAACCUCUCCUUGAACAAAUGUUUCCGAAAGGUGGAGAGAAGCCAUGGCAAGGUGAAUGGAAAAGGUUCAUUAUGGUGCGUUGAUCCAGAAUAUAAGCCUAAUCUUGUUCAAGCACUGAAGAAACAGCCUUUUCCCUCAGCACUUGCGUUUUAUACUCCACCAGCGUCACCACCAAGUAGGUCAUCGUCUCCUCACUACUUAACUUCAGUACUUAAGCAGAAUCAUGGCCGAUCUCUCAAAGAAUCUGAUAUUGAUGCCGCUACUGCGAUGAUGCUGUUGAAUACUUCUAUCGAACAAGGGAUGCUAGACUGUGAGAAAGCUCAGCCUCUGAAGACACCUAAGAAGAGAAGUUAUGGCAGCGCAUUUAAUCCUUCCAGUUCGAUAAAUCUGCAAGAAAAUGAUUCUGCAGCCACCAAUAUUGAUCCAAAGGAGGAUCACAAUUACAGUGCUAGCAGCAUGGGCUCGCAGCGCUGCGCAUCUAGGUCCAGUGUGUCUUCCUUGUCCUCCGUCGAUGAGGUAUAUGAAUUCAUCUCCAAGAACAGCCAUGCUGGAAGCGAUGGCAGUGAAGGAUUUCACAGUGAAGUGGAUACAGACGUUGACUAUGAAGAUGAUCCUCUUGGAGACAGUGGCUAUGCAUCACAACCUUGUGUAGAUACCUCUGAGAAAAGUCAGCCUAGCAACAAAGCACUCAAGGAGUUAUGUCAAGAAAUUGAUGAGGAGUUGAAAGAAGCAGCAGGGUCUCUGCUCCACCUUGCUGGCAUCCGAACGUGCUUGGGUUCCUUAAUAAGUACUGCAAAGACCCACAGUCACAAGCAAAGGAAAAAAUAGUCUGUUUGUCAAUGUUGAAUAUAUACAUAUAUUUUUUUUAAUUGUGGCAAUACUCUUCUACUUUUACCCUUCGCAAGGGAGAUCAAAGCCAUAAGAGGACUCAUUGCUUUUUUAUUUUUGGCGCUAACUGUAAUUUAGCCAUUUAUUUUUAAAUCACUGCCUAAAAAGAAAAAAAAAUAA
This is a messenger RNA of Cygnus atratus (black swan), 1759 nucleotides long. RefSeq names its product forkhead box N2 (gene FOXN2). The transcript has 6 exons. The record is from RefSeq and is a predicted model, not a curated record. Gene Ontology annotation, cellular component: nucleus. Bases 266 to 1579 code for a protein of 437 amino acids. Gene Ontology annotation, biological process: regulation of DNA-templated transcription. NCBI's taxonomy places the organism in Eukaryota, Metazoa, Chordata, Aves, Anseriformes, Anatidae. Gene Ontology annotation, molecular function: DNA-binding transcription factor activity; cis-regulatory region sequence-specific DNA binding.